Molecule: messenger RNA, 2010 nt
Organism: Alternaria postmessia
Lineage: Eukaryota; Fungi; Ascomycota; Dothideomycetes; Pleosporales; Pleosporaceae
Exons: 8
Coding region: 1-2010 (669 amino acids)
Biological process (GO): amino acid transmembrane transport
Cellular component (GO): membrane
Molecular function (GO): amino acid transmembrane transporter activity
Source: RefSeq, a predicted model, not a curated record
AUGCCAGUCGAUAUGGACGAGGAGCAAAGACCGCUAGAUCGAUCGCCAUACUAUGUAACACAUUCCGAACAUCUUGAUCGUGUGUUGAGUAGGCCUCAGCUUGCAGGUAUUGGGAUAUCCGGUUGCAUUGGUGGAGGCGUUUUCAUCACGUCGGGUGCGCUGAUAGCUACCACUGGGUCACUUGGAGCUGCAAUCAGCUAUGUAGUAGCCGGAGGGAUCGUUGCUUGUGUCAUGUAUACUACUACUGAGAUGGUAACAUGCCGGCCGCUGACCGGAGCUCUCAUUGAUCUACCUCACACAUUCUUGGAUCCUGCUAGUGGCUUUGCUAUCGCAUCAGUAUAUGGACUCAACAAGAUCUUCGCCAUGACUACUCUCACUGCGCUCGCGGCACAGCUCACUGUCCUCUUGAAAGAUGAUCAGAAGCCACAUUCACCUGGCACAGAAGCCGCUAUCAAUAUCGCUUUCAUAGCCCUGACGACUUUCUCGCACUGUCUUGGGGUCAAGCUAUACGGUAAAAUUGAACGAGUAGUAAUGUGGUUCAAGUUGAGCCUGCUCGUGCUUGUCUGCGUCAUGAUGGUGGUGUUGAACUUUGGAUAUGGUGGACUAAAAGAGGGAAGAUACAACGACAACUACACACACGAUGCGUUUACUCCAGGUUGGAAGCCAUCCGGGUUUAACGUCACUGACAAACGUCUCUCCCUUUCAAGCGUCUCUGACGAUAAAUUCGGCAUACCUGGGACAGGAGGUGCUUUGUUUGGAUUUAUUACCUCAAUCACGCUUGCCAUGUUCUCCUUCGGCACAGACCUGGUCGCAAUGACUGCUGGGGAAGCGAAGAACCCUUGGAAGGAUGUACCGGCCACAAUGACCUUCGUAUACGUCAUUCCCGUCAUCAUGUACCCUUUUGCGAUGUUUGCUGCUGGGUCAAACGUCAACUACCUCGAUCCGAAAUUGUCCAAAUUGUGGACAAAAGGCAGUGGUCCGACAAGAUCGCCUUUCGUGAUCGCGGCUGAAAACUUGUCGCUCGACGCGUUACCCAAAGUACUGAAUGCGCUUUUCAUACUCUCGGCAUAUACGACUGCAAACACUGAUCUGUAUGCCGCCUCGCGGAGUGUUUUCAUGCUAUCCCAACAAUACCUCCCACGAAAAGUCGCAAAUGUAUUUGGUAGGACUAACAACGGUCACACGCCGUUGGCAGCUAUCUUGCUAUGCUCAGCCCUCGGGUUCCUGUCACUCGUUGGAUUGGCCGACAGAUCGAGUUCACAACCAACUAUCACACUCUCUGAGAUCUACACUGGUACUGCGACCUGCAUUAACAUCUGCCUUUGCAUCACCUUUCUGCGCUUCAAAGCUGGGCUCGAUCGUCUGGCGAAGCGAAAGAUUUUUGGAAGAAACCACCCGCUGUACAAGUCUCGACUAUUCAAGUCUCGCUGGCAACCACUUCCUGCAUACAUCGGUAUGAUAGGAAGCACAUUCGUCCUUAUAUGGUCCGGCAUACCGCCACUUAUCAUUCUAAUUGCUAGAGGUAAUCUUUCCUCUCCUGGCAAUCUGAAGUCAACCAUCAGCCUUGCCUUUGACGUUAUCGGAGCAUAUAUCGGCCCUGCUAUCUUCGCCAUCCUCUACCUCUCGUACAAGUUCAUCUACCCACGUACGUCUCGCGUCGACAUUCGCAACCUCACAGUCGAAGACUAUGUGUUGCAAGAUCUAUCAAACAUCGAGCUGGAGGGCCCGACAUGCAUACCGCCUGUUCCGCGACCCCGCUUCGGAUCAUAUGAGAUGGACGGCCAGAACGAUGGCAUCGCCGGUCCUUCCGUCAUGUUCGAAGAUCCGUUCAAGGAGGAUCAAUCGUACGCUGACAUGAGCCCGGACAUGCAAGAGGAGAUCGAGGCCGAAGCUGCAAGGAGCAAUGAACGAGCAAGAAUUAGGCAGAUUCUGGAAAGAAGGCCGGAGAGAUUACGCCGCGGAGUCUGGCGAGAGAUCUGGAGCUUCGUGAGGACAGAUAAAGAAGAAUGA